UUCUUCUUUCAAUCUUCUCUCUCUAUAACUUCCCCGCCGAUUCUCUCCUUCUCUGCUCCCAUCUUCAAACACGAUUGUUCUCUGCAAUCUCUCCUCACAUGUUAACAAUCCACCACUUAAUGGUGGAAAUACAUGAGAAUCUCGUGAAUACAUAUACCAAACAGCAUGCAUUGCAUUCUAAUUUUUGAAAGUUGAAGAAACACACUCUUUUUAAUGGCGGAUGGAAUGUUGGCAGAGGAGGACGCGCUAGGCAAGAGUCCGAACGACAUGGAUUUGGCCUCAAGAAAAGCAGAAGAAGCUUCAUUGAGAAGAUAUGAUGCUGCCGGAUGGUUGAGGAAGAUGGUAGGUGUGCUUACAGCAAGGGAUUUGUCUGGUCAGCCCUCCGAGGAAGAUUUUCGACUUGCUUUGCGAAGUGGUAUUAUACUUUGCAAUGCAUUAAACAUGAUUCAGCCAGGCGCCGUGCCUAAAGUAGCCGAGGCACCUUCAGGUAGUGUGAUUGUUCCGGAUGGGGCUGUUUCGGCCUUUCAAUAUUUCGAGAAUGUUAGGAACUUUCUUAAUUCUGCAGAGGAAAUAGGGAUCCCAGUGUUUGAAGCUUCUGAUCUGGAACAGGGAGGGAAGAGUUCUAGAAUUGUGAAUUGUGUGUUGGCCCUCAAGUCUUACUGUGAAUGGAAGGAAGGAGGUGGCAAAGGAGUGUGGAAAUUUACUGGAACUUGGAAGCCUCAUUCGGCAUCCAAGAAAUUUGUCAGAAAGAGUUCUGGUCAACAUGCGAAUCCACUCUCGAGGACCUCAUCCAUUGUUGAGCAGAACAGUCAGGACUUUAAUGAAAUGGGUACACCUGAUGACUUGCACUUAUUUGUGCGCGGGCUUCUUUCUGGUAAGAAGCAAGAAGAUGUCCCUCUGAUUGUUGGGAGUAUACUAAGCAAAGUUAUGGAACAAUUUGAACAGCAGUUAGCAAGGCAAAAUGAGCAGGCUGGAGCAAGUUCGAUAUGUGUGGAUGUCCCAAGUUCUGACCAGCAUCAAGUUGUCGAGAUUGGAACAAGUUCAAGCGACACGGAUGUUCCAAGUUCCUACGCGCCUUCUGAGGCCUCAAACAAUACGAAAGAUAAGAGUUGGUCCAGGAAUGAUUUGCAUGAUGGCAAUCCAAAACGACUUGGUUCCAGGUGUCAUGACUUGGUUGAAUACUAUCAAAGAAGCGUACAGGAACUCAAAAGUACACUUCACUCGACAAAGGAAGACCUGCAUUUUCUACACAUGAAGUAUCAAGAAGAAAUCCAAUAUUUAGGUAAACACUUGAAUGGUCUUGCUGGUGCGGCUUCUCGAUACCAGAAGGUUCUUGAGGAGAAUCGCAAACUAUAUAAUCAAGUGCAGGACCUCAAAGGGAAUAUAAGGGUAUAUUGCCGAAUACGACCUUUUUUGCCGGGGCAGCUACCUGGUUUGAGCACUGUGGAAGCUCUGGAUGGGCAGACUAUCUCAAUAAUCACUCCUGCAAAAAAUGGCAAGGGAAAAAAGUUGUUCACUUUCAACAAAGUUUUUGGUCCAUCUGCCAGCCAAGAAGGAGUAUUUUCAGAUACACAGCCGCUGAUUCGUUCUGUGCUUGACGGGUAUAAUGUUUGCAUAUUUGCUUAUGGCCAAACUGGUGCAGGAAAAACAUAUACUAUGACUGGCCCUAAGGAACUUACACCCGAAAGCUUAGGUGUAAAUUACCGAGCUCUGAGUGAUUUAUUUGCCAUCUCUAAGCAGAGAAAAGACAGCAUGUCGUAUGAUGUCUCUGUCCAGAUGAUAGAAAUCUACAACGAGCAAGUUAGAGACCUCCUCGUCUCUGAUGGUGUCAAUGAAAAAUUAGAAAUCCACAACAGCUCCCAGAACGGUAUCAACCUACCAAAUGCAAAUAUUGUGCCUGUUUCAUCGAUAUCUGAUGUCAUCGAGCUGAUGAACAUUGGGCUUAAAAAUCGUUCAGUUGGUUCCACUCCAAUGAAUGACCGAAGUAGUCGCUCUCACAGUUGCGUGACUGUUCAAGUUCAAGGAAGAAAUCUGACAUCUGGUUCGAUUACUCAUGGUAGUAUGCAUCUGGUUGACCUGGCAGGAAGCGAACGAGCUGAUAAAACUGGUGCGGUUGGUGACAGGUUGAUGGAGGCUCAACAUAUUAACCAUUCCCUAUCUGCUUUAGGCGACGUGAUAGCCUCUCUUGCCCAAAAGCAAUCGCAUGUACCUUACAGAAACAGUAAGCUCACGCAACUGCUUAAAGAUUCCCUAGGGGAUCAGUCAAAGACUCUAAUGUUCAUUCACAUCAGCCCUGAACCCGAUGCUCUUGGAGAAACAUUUAGCACGUUGAAGUUUGCUGAACGUGUGUCUACUGUCGAGCUUGGUGCUGCUAGAGCAAACAAAGAUAGUCCGGAUGUCAGAGAACUAAAAGAACAGAUAGCUAAUCUUAAAGCAGCCUUGUUUCGGAAAGAGAGUGGAUCCAUGAAUGGAUCUGUUACGUCUUCUCCAGCGCCAUCUUGGAAAAGUAUAGGAGAUGUUAGUAAGGGAGAGGGACAGACCGAGUCCCUAGCAGGAUCCAGAAUGCAAAGCUUUGAUGGUGUGGACUUUAUGGCUUCUCCCAUUAGUGUGGUGUCAACAGAAGAUGAAAGAAGCGUCUCUGGGGAUUGGAUUGAUAAGGUUAUGGUGAAGAGCCACUUAGGUGAAGAUGGCGGUCAUUCACCAGAUAUAGUGUAUCAGAUUAGUAGACGUGAUACUUCCAAGGUAUAUCCGGAACAGUCUCUGAGCAAAAUUGCAACUCUAAGACGAGACAACAGUUCGGGUAGGAUUCAAUUUGAGGGUGCAGAGGCCAGUGAUGAAUUAGAAUACACAGAAAUAGAAGCUAGUGAUGAAUCAGGUUACCAAUGCCAAACAAAUGGUGCUAAGCAAAAAGGAGGAGGAGGAGGAACAAAAGCCAAGAAACCUACUCCAAAUCAAAGGCAGAUGAAAAGCCCAGAAAUAAGGAGCCUGAUUCCCCAACCACCAACGAGGAAAGUCGGGAAUGGAUCUCAUUCACCAUUGAAUAAAAAUGGAAAGAAACCAGCUACGGUCGAUGGGAGGCGAAAGCCGACCUCCACGGGUGGGAAGUGAUGUCUUGCACAGGAUGCAUCUGUGUUUUUCUGUUUAUAUGCAUUCAUGGAUUGGAAUGUGUUCACAGAAAUGGCAAUGCCAAUGCCAAUGCAAUGCUUCUCAUUGUCAAGUUCUUGUUUUCCAUUUAUUUACUUUUUUUAAAUCCCACAGAUGUGUGUUGGCGGUGUAUACAAGGGUUUGAUUUUUGUUCUCUUUGUAUAUUGUUUUUCAUUCUUUUUUGUAAUUGUAAUUCUUUCACUGUACAAGAAGAGAGAACAUGGCAUAUUGAAAGAAGUUUAUACCGUAGUUAUUUGCA
Messenger RNA from Salvia hispanica, 3403 nucleotides. RefSeq names its product kinesin-like protein KIN-14G. Gene Ontology annotation, biological process: microtubule-based movement. NCBI's taxonomy places the organism in Eukaryota, Viridiplantae, Streptophyta, Magnoliopsida, Lamiales, Lamiaceae. Gene Ontology annotation, molecular function: microtubule binding; ATP binding; microtubule motor activity. The record is from RefSeq and is a predicted model, not a curated record. Gene Ontology annotation, cellular component: microtubule cytoskeleton.